Messenger RNA from Eremothecium gossypii ATCC 10895, 681 nucleotides. Its product is annotated as AER066Wp. The record is from RefSeq and is marked provisional. The coding region runs from base 1 to 681 and encodes 226 amino acids. The transcript has a single exon. NCBI's taxonomy places the organism in Eukaryota, Fungi, Ascomycota, Saccharomycetes, Saccharomycetales, Saccharomycetaceae.
AUGGUCCUGGUAUUGCCAACGAUUAUCUGCAAAGAUGCAAUAAAGCUCUUCUCUGCGCAGGCUGCAAGGAAAGCUUGCAAAAAGAAGGCGCUUGAGCUAUCGAACAGGCCGGCUGUGGAUGAGCAGUCGCUUAAACUUCCGAAAGGUUGUUUGCAAAAAGACAUGGUCAAGCUACGUAAUAUAUUUGAGCUAAUGGGGGGUCCGCAGGCGGGGCUACGUGUGGUCAAAGCGGAAGAGCUGCGCAAAUGUCUAUAUAUUGACCGCACGAUUCCUAUAAAUAUAGAUACGAUGCCAGCGCCCGUCACAGUUACCGAUUUAAAGAUAGCGGGCGAAAAGUUGCUCUCCGGCGAGAUAGUAGCAUGGAGAGAACGUAUUCGCAAGUCGGUACAGUCACCAUACCUGGUACUUCCACCUUUCUUAUCGGAUAACACGAAGCAUCCAAAGCUACUGGAGUUCUUUCUGAAAAAGGCACAGCUCAAGGAAAUAGCCAGAGUGCGCACACCAGCGUUGCAUAUUAAGGCGCAGAUGAUGAGGCAAUAUGACAGAUACGUAUUCUGCAGCAUGAUCGGCUAUUUCUAUCUCACUAACGACAGAGAGACGAUGCAGCGUUUCCUUGAUGAAAGUAUUACCAAGCGGCUCUUCAGGUAUAUACUGGCUGAGCCUCAGCUUUCUAGAUACUAA